AUGAGUCCCGUAACCCUAUAUGAUCUCCCCAGCAAAGGCCGCAAUGCCUGCUGGUCACUCAAUCCGUGGAAGACUCGGCUGGCUCUGAACUACAAGGGCAUCGACUACAAGACCGACUGGCUGGAGUAUCCCGACGUUGCACCUACGCUCAAAGCCGCUGGCUUUGAGCCGAACGACUCGGAACAGUCUUUCCCGUUCACAAUACCGGCGAUCCGGUUCCCCGACGGCGCGCAUGCCAUGGAGAGCGCAAAAAUAGUUCAAGAGCUGGAAAAGCGAUACCCUGAGCCAUCAUUACAUCUUGACUCCAAAUACUUUCCUCUGAUCCGGAGCUUGAUUUCGGAGACGAGCUCGGCCUUUACACCUGUCAUUUUAGCGCCCAUUCCUCGCUUGAUUCUGAGCGAAAAGGGGGCGGAGUACUUCAACAAUACCCGCUCUAAGAUGUUUGGAAUGACGUUGGAUCAAUUGGAGGCGGAGAGAGGCGGCGAGCAGGCCUGGACCGAUGGUUUGGAAAAUUUGGCGAAGGUUGCAGCUCUCCUCAAGGAGGAAGAAGGCCCAUACUUCAUGGGACACACAGUUUCAUACGCGGACUUAAUCGUCGUUGCGUUCUUGCAGUUCGCGAAAAGAUUAGAGGGAGGCAUCUUUGAUCGCAUUGUUCAGUUUGACAGUGUAUUCAGUGUUCUCUACAAUGCAUACCACAUGCUGGUCAUCGAAUGGACGUCAAAAGAAGGUUGGGGCGAUCCCAGAAUCAUCCCAUACCAGGAGCUGCGCCUCGACCCUGCCGUAUGUGCUUUACAGUAUGCCUCUUCAUGCUUUGAAGGCAUGAAAGCGUACAAGGACAGGGACGGGGGGCUACGUUUGUUCCGCCCAGAGAAGAACAUGGCCCGGCUCAACAGCUCAUCCGCCCGGCUCGCAUUGCCCACAUUCGACAGCAAUGCCGUCAUUGCCCUCAUUUCAGAGCUCUGCAACCUCGAGAGCCGGUUUGUACCGAGCGAGCGUGGGUACAGCCUGUAUCUACGCCCGACCAUCAUCGGUACGGAAUCGGGCUUGGGUGUCGGUCCUCCCAGUUCGGCGCUCUUGUAUGUCAUCGCCUCUCCAUCCGGGCCGUUCUGGGCGACAGGAUUCAAAGCCAUCCAGCUGGAAGCCACGGACUCCGUGCGCGCCUGGCCUGGAGGCGUCGGCGACAAGAAGGUGGGAGCCAACUAUGCUCCCUGCGUCCUGCCACAGCGAGAAGCUGCCCUGAACGGAAGUCAGCAGAACCUGUGGCUCUUUGGCGAAGAGGAGUUUCUCACCGAGGUGGGAAGUAUGAAUCUGUUCAUGGCGAUGAAGGACAAGGACAGCGGGCGGAAGCAGCUGAUCACCGCGCCGCUUGAUGGCACUAUCCUCGAGGGAGUGACCCGGGACUCUGUAUUGACUCUUGCCAGGGAGCGACUGAAGAACUGGGAUGUCAUCGAGCGGAAACUCACCAUGGGUGAGCUUGCUGAGGCCGCAGACGAAGGCAGACUCCUCGAAGUCUUCGGAAGCGGGACGGCCGUGAUCAUCAGUCCGGUGCGUAGCAUUUUCUGGAAGCGCACCCAGCGCUUUAUUCCUUGUGGGUUACCGGAGGACGAGGAGUCAGGCCCGGUCGCCAAAGAAAUGUUCGAUUGGAUCUUGAGCAUCCAGCACGGCGACGAGGAGCACCCUUGGAGGUAG
Molecule: messenger RNA, 1689 nt
Organism: Lasiodiplodia theobromae
Lineage: Eukaryota; Fungi; Ascomycota; Dothideomycetes; Botryosphaeriales; Botryosphaeriaceae
Product: Branched-chain amino acid aminotransferase
Exons: 4
Coding region: 1-1689 (562 amino acids)
Biological process (GO): L-valine biosynthetic process; L-leucine biosynthetic process
Cellular component (GO): mitochondrion
Molecular function (GO): branched-chain-amino-acid:2-oxoglutarate transaminase activity
Source: RefSeq, a predicted model, not a curated record